CUGGAUAAUUCAGAUUAGUUACAAAUGGAGCAGAUUGUAACAGAUUUUCAUUGACUGCAAACAAAACGCUCUGAUCGAGAGGCAGGAUGGAAUGGCAGGGGGACCUUCCACAGGAUCAUGCCUUUGUAGAGCUCCUGCUUCCUGGGCUUCCCAGCGAGCUGGAUAUCCAACAGCUGCUCCGAGACACAGAGGACAAACUCAAACUCAAUGCCUGCAGUAUAGAACAGAGUCUGAAGGAACUGCAGGGGAAGAUGGGUGAGUCCUGGACGGGGGAGCGUCCACCCACCCCCACGGAAUGUCUGCAGUGGUUUAACCCACGGAACCCCAGCACCGUCAGGCCUGUCGCCACAGGAAACCAGGAACUCAUGGAUUUCCUGAAAGCUCUGCUCCAGUACCUUAGGACCGAGGAGGAGGGGCGAGAGGACGUGACCCUCCAGCUGCUCCACAACAUCUCCUCCCAGUGUGGUGUGUCCUUCCCCAAAACCACCCCCUCGACCACCCCCCAGCAGCCCGGCCCCUCGGCACACACCUCGGUCCACACGGUCAGGGACGACAGUGCUCUGGAGAGCCAUGAGGUGUGGGAUGAGGUAAGGCUCCGGCUGCGGCGCCACCUGCUGGACAGACUUUCCUGUCCCCUCCCCGUCCCUCAGCGCAUCUACUGUCUGCAGCAGCUGUUCUUCCUCUACCCAGAGUGGGAGGUGCUGACGCUCUACCAGGGCCUGAGGAGCCAGGCUGUCCUGUCUCUGCUCCACUCUGCCCUGGCCUCCAGCCCCGGUGUGAAGGAGACGGGCUUCGACAGGCUGGCCCUGGGGCUCCGUGCUGCCGCCCCAGCCCUGUGCUCGGCCCUCAGGGAGGAGCUCCAGGUCCUCAAUGGGGUGGCCAAGCCCCACACCAUUCUGGGUUUCCUGAAUGCUGCCUACCUGAACACUGUGUCCCAGGAGCUGGGCGCCAUGAUGGAGAGAGAGUGUGAGAACGCCCUAAAGGACAACACUACGCUGAGCGGUGUCAAGGGGAGGAAGAGCUCGGCCAGGACCAAGGCUACUGUAGCGCCUCUGGAGCUGCCCCCCAGGAGAGACAGGAACUUCAGCCUAACAUCUCACCAGCUGAGGGUCCUGACCCAGCUAGCCUGCACUCUGCUGGGCCUGGAGAGCCAAGUGGACGAGCUGGCCACUCAACUGGCAUUCAUCAACUGUGCUGGGGAGACUCCCUGCAGUGUGAGAGGAAUAUUGAAAAAGACCAAAGACGACUUGGAUACGACCACUGUCGAUGGUAGCAAGACCACGGCAGAGACGCUCUUCCAGAGUCCGGAGGCCAUUGUUCUGGAGUUUGAUUGGAGGACUGCUUUCAGGAAGCUGGUGCCCCAUAUGGCUCACUGUGUCAAGGUGGUGCUGGAGGAUGUGUGCACCAAGAGUCUGCAGCAGGAGGAGCUGUCACACACAUCUGGCUCCGCCCACGUGGUCCUGACUAGCACACCCCACGGAGAUGACUCCUCCCUCACCUGCCCAGAGAGGGACCGCCCCAAGAUGGUCGCCAAGUUCUGUGGCGACAUCAUGGGGGAGUGUGAUGCCCUCCUGCCCCUGGCGGAGGCGUGUGGAGAUGCCGCCCUCCUGGAGGUGCGCUGCAGCUUCGUGGAGGUGUGUGCCUGGGUCACGUCUGCCAUCCUGGGGCGUGUGGAGGAACGGGCAGGGGAGGUGCCCUCUGCUGCCCCCUUGAAGAACCUUAUUGCUCUGCUGGGCACCAGUAUGUACAUCCACCAACGGCUGUGUCACUAUGAGGCCCAACUCAGAAAGACUAACCCCACCGCAGCCAGAGUCCCCAUGACACUGCUGCCCAUCCAGAGGUACCAGGAUGUGACGGAGGGCCUGAGAGAGCAGCUGACCAGCUACUGUGUCCAGGUGUGCACCAGCACUAUCCUGCAAGACGCAGAGAGCCACCACUGGGCUGACCCCAAACCCUUCUACGAGGGUGAUAGGUGUUCAUUCUCAGUGCAGAUGUGGCACUACUUCCUGACUGGGCUGCGUACUGACCUGUGGUUGGCUGUGCCAGGCUCUGUGGGGCGGGACGUGCUUGCUCAGGUGACCAGUGAGAGUCUGCAGGUUCUGGUGCAGAGGUACUCCAGGGCACGGCCCUCCUACAAGAGGCACCUACAGAUCAGGUGUGACAUCACGGUGGUGCUGCUGUGUGUGGAGCAGCUCAUGUGGAGUGUGUGUGAGCGGCCUGAGGCGCUGGCUCAGUCAGAGCCAUCGGUGGCGGGCUGCGUCUGGGUCGCCUCAAUCCACAGCCUGUGUGACCAGCUCCUGACCACGCUGGUCAUCGUGACAGCACCCCUGCCUCAGCUCUACUGGACUUUCCAGUACAGACCUGGAGAGGGCUCUGCGCCAGCUCUGGCCCAUUCCCCAGGCAGCCCUGGCAUACACUGGCUCAGUGCCAUCCACCCUGGCCUGUUCACCCAGCAGGCAGCACGGGAGGGCCUGGCGGGCGAAGCGACCUCCGAGUGCCAGCUGAGGCUGCUGACCUCUGACCCAAGAUGCAGUCCCAGGUUGCUGCUGACCGCCAUCCUGCACAGAGACUGUCACCUGCUGCGAGUCCUCCUGGAACACUCCCAUUUCUGCAUGGAGGAGGAGGCCGAUGCUGAUGCUGUGUCUCCUGUGAAGAGCGAUGCUGGAGAUGAGUUUAUGGAGGCUGUGUACAACGUGCUCAGCUCUCUGAACAAUGUCCCUAAAGCCCUGACACUGGCCCUGGAGACUUACUUUGACAGAGGACACUUAUGGGACUAUCUAUACAGUCCGGCAGAUUCAGUGCGGCCUGUCCCCGUGGUGAUCAGCUUUAUCCGGGCAGUGGUCAACCAGCCUGUCCACUGUCUUCUGGGCCAUCUGGUCACCAUGGUACUGGCUUGGCAGGCCUCUGAGGAUCCCUGUUCCUCCCUGCUCAGACGGGACGUCCCAGACAACAUCCUCACUAAAGUCCCCAAGGAGUGGAGUUAUACCCUUCAGACACCCAAGGGGAGGGAAUCAGCUAAGAGUGUGGUGAAUCUGGCCCUCCAGGCCCUCUCCUUCAUCUACACCAACCUGCCCUCGGCCGUGGCUUCCCUCCCUCUGCCAGUACGCUUCCUCUUCCACACCGCAGAGAAACACCUUUCCCAGCAUGCUCGGCAGCUGCGCUCCACAGGCCUGCUCCUCUGGGCCCUCCUUAGCUGUCUCUGCCAGUGCCUGGAGGACCCCAACUCACUGGAGCUGCUGUGCGGCUUGCCUUUGGAUAGGGGGGCCAAGGAGAGACUGGCCCUGCUGUCAGAGUGCCUCCAGGGGACCAUGGGCCAGGGCCAGCAGAAGGGUGUGCCCAAGCCCACUGUGCACAAGGUACUGCAGGCUCUGGAGGAGAGGAGGCCCAAGUGGUGCUCCAUGCAGCUGCAGAAGGCCCGCAAGCUCUGCUCCGAGAGUGCGUUUGAGUGGGGCGAGAGUGGUGUUCCACAGGAGGGGGGCGGCGGCGGUGUGGCUGAGGCGACUGAGCAGAAAAUAGGGCUGAUACUCCUGGAGAUUUGCCACAAACCAGGUGGCUCCGAGUACCUGAGGCAAAUCUAUCAUAUCAUCCAAGUCAAUGAGCCACUGUUGAGGUCCAAGCUGUGUGUUCCCAGUGACCCCCCAAUUGACUCUCCUCAGACAGUGACCUUUGACCUGGGAACAGACAGCUCUGGUCACCCCUCACCCCGGUUCAACCCCCUCCACCAGUUUGACCACAUCGGCAGCAACAAGUUAGACCAGGCAGCCGUGGGAGACUGGGCCUGGGACUGGGCCACACUGCUGCCAACUUACCAGGGGAUGAGUCAGGUGACCUUGAGAGCACUCCUGGUCAACAGGUGGGAGAUGCAGUAUGGUGCAGUUCUGGAAGAUGAAGAGAAGCCUCUGGUGGAGGAGCUGCAGAAAGCCUACUUCAACCAGAGCCCUGGAUCCCAAGGCGCCCCCCCCCCACCUCCAGAGUCACCCAGGCAGCACCAGGAUGAACAGCAUGCAGCAGCAAACAUCAUCAAUUAAAUCUGCUGCACUCUUUCCUCCAAAAGGCCCUUUGUGUUAAACGAGAAACAUUGUAACGUCUGUGCAGUACAGCUAAGGGAGAAGCUGUGUGUGUGCGUGCGUGUGUGUGUGCGUGUGCGUGUGCGUGUGCGUGUGUGUGUGUGUGUGUGUGUGUGUGUGUGUGUGUGUGUGUGUGUGUGUGUGUGUGUGUGUGUGUGUGUGUGUGUGUGUGUGUGUGUGUGUGUACGUUACUUUCAAAAUGUUAUCCGUUACUAGUUACCUGUCCAAAGUUGUAAUGAGUAACGCAACUUUUGGAUUACCCACUAGGCAGGGUAGCCUAGUGGUUCGAGCGUUGGACUAGUAACCGGAAUGUUGCAAGUUCAAACCCCCAAGCUGACAAGGUACAAAUCUGUUGUUCUGCCCCUGAACAGGCAGUUAACCCACUGUUCCUAGGCCAUCAUUGAAAAUAAGAAUUUGUUCUUAACUGACUUGCCUAGUUUAACAAAGGUAAAAUAAAAUAAAAAAUCUUUUGGAUUACUUUCCAUGUUGCCCUUUACACUCAUACCCGUAUAGGGAGUGACAAUUGCAGAUUUUUAACAAGUGCCUAAAUUGGAAUGUACAGUAAAAUGCAGUAAAAUGCUAUACAUGAUUACAGAGCUCUGGAUCUGGCACAGUAUAGGGUUUGACUGACAGCUGUUCUGAAUUUGAGCUUUGCGCAUGACAAGAAUUUUCCCCCAUCCCUCCCAGUAAUCGGGCACAAUUUGCAACGUUUUUGUUGUCUGAGUGAGCGAAAUGCUGUAAAUUAAAAUGACUCGAUGUAUUUUGAAAGAUGAGACGUUGAGGAUUAGAAUAAAUACCACUUUGAUAUCAUACAAGCACCUCGCAUUUCCAAAUCACGAUCCCCAUGUUUGAUGUACAGUUAGAAUAUAACAUGGCGUCACACCCCUGGGUUGUUCUGAACAGAAUGAGCUUAUGUUUGUUUAUUGUGAAGGACAUAUGCCGCGGAAACACGCACCUAAAUGCACUCAUGACUCAUUUUUAUGCACACCAAAAUUACGAUAUUUUUCCUCUGAAUUACCCCGUGAAAGCCUAACACUGUAACAUCGUAUUUUAUAACGUGAGUGUGAAGGGUUUUAAGAGGCAUUAGAAGAAAAAAAGGAUCCAUCAAAUGCGUUUGGUGUGCCAUCGUAGUGGCCUCUGACUUGUGGUCAGACUCCCUCAGGUGGAUCAAACUUAAUCUUGAGCAUUUUUUUCUUUCAAUGCUGAGUUGAAUGUCAUUGAGAAAAGAGAAAGGUGUCAUUAUGUAUUUUCUGAAUUUAAAAGUAAUCCAAGAAGUAAUCAUGUAUUUUUUCAAAAGUAUCUGUAAUCUGAUGUUGCUAACGUUGCUGAUUGCAGUUAGUUAUAAAAAAGAAAAGAAAUGACAUGUAACCGAUUGCAUGUAAUCGGUUACUUCCAAU
Oncorhynchus masou masou (cherry salmon) is the source of this 5464-nucleotide messenger RNA. Its product is annotated as KIAA0825 ortholog. The transcript has 20 exons. Bases 87 to 4028 code for a protein of 1313 amino acids. NCBI's taxonomy places the organism in Eukaryota, Metazoa, Chordata, Actinopteri, Salmoniformes, Salmonidae. The record is from RefSeq and is a predicted model, not a curated record.